Messenger RNA from Cryphonectria parasitica EP155, 2489 nucleotides. RefSeq lists its product as uncharacterized. Lineage: Eukaryota; Fungi; Ascomycota; Sordariomycetes; Diaporthales; Cryphonectriaceae. The record is from RefSeq and is a predicted model, not a curated record. The annotation marks the transcript as partial. The transcript has 2 exons.
CUUGAGUGGGAACACAUAGCAUUAGCGCGAGCAUGAGAAAGAUCAUCCGUCGAUAAUGAUGCAUGAACGGCCAGUGUGUUAGGGCUGACCGCCUCAAAGGAUCUCAUGUGAUUUAUCCUACCUAUUCACCAUCUCUUUAUCACCAUCAUCAUCAUCAGCCGCAUCGCUGUAUCGAACAGUCUGGCCAUUGGUCACCCCCAAGUGCUGACAAGAGUGCAGGGGACCAUCGUAAUGUGGACGAAUCCCUCGUCUGUUUCAACGGCUGGUCUGGUUCCUCUCGCUGGGCUGAACUACUGCAAGGCCCAAUUCAUGCCACACCCUGCUGCUGCGGCACCUCGUCUCGAUAUUGCGAUCCUUCAGUGGGAGAGGUCAGGCGUUGAUCCAGGCUCCAGGUAGUUGGUUGCUGGGUAUCAACAGGCAGCUUGCCUUGCUGUGGGAAUUGAAAGAGCAGGCUCCAUGCUGGCAGUGGAGCCAGCUGAACAGCCCGAAGAGGGAGGAUCUGUACCCCAGCGGUGUGGCAAGCAACUUCCUAGCGAGUCAAUCCGAUCCCACCCCCUAACCACCCUCCUAGCCCUCCUCCUCCUCCUCCCUCUCUCUUGCCAUUCAUGGUGCGUUUCAGGUGGUGCAUGAGGCCAAGAUGGCAUUCUUCUUUCACCAUGUACAUCUGCUUCGUCUUUGGUUUCUUCUGUGCAGUCGGCCAUCACAUCUUCUACACGCGCCUCAACGGCCAAAUCGCCAACAACCAAAGCGAAAUGCUCCGUUACGGCACGUUCCUGGCAUAUGCCACAAAGGCGAGCUACGGCGCCGCCAUCGUUUCGGCCUUCAAGCAGCGGGUUUGGGUCACUGUGCGCUCUCGCUUCAUGAGCAUUAGCGGCUUGGACUCGAUGUUUGCUGGCGCAGAGAACAUGCUGGCCAUGCUCAACUUUGACUUUCUCAGAGAUGCAAAGGGGGCAUUUGCGCUGGCUCUCUUUGCGUGGCUGACGCCCCUCAUCGUCAUCCUGACGGCGAAUACCUUGCUCGUUGAACCCAAGUCCAUAUGGCAAGACUCAAGGUGUGGCGGCAUACGAAGCCUCAACUUCUCCUUUGAGUCGACAAAUAGCUGGCGCAAGCCAACCGCGAUCGACGGACUGUACGAGAUCCCUCUGUCACUGUGGAACACCACCCAGAGGCCCAAUCAGACAGAUGCAGGCUGGUUUGACUACUACACAGGCCCAGGCCCCAGCCUUCAGCAGACUGCCACCCUCGCAGCCUUCAUGGAGGAGGUUAUCCCCGUCAAGAACGCCUCUGCCAAUAUUUGUGGGUCUGGCUAUAACUGCACCUUUGUCAUUACGUUUACCGCCCCAGGAUACAACUGCACCGAGUUGGGCAGCGGCGUCGGCUCUGCGGUCAGCAACCUCCAGCAGGAAUCCGGAGAGGCCGUCGCACCUUUCGGAACUGACAUCAUCAUCCCCGAGGGCGACUACAGCUACUAUGCCUUCGCCAGUGGGGGUGAAUACUCUUCCACCCAGCUCAAGGACGUCGGCGUCAGCGGGAUUCCCAACACGCUGCCCCCAUACCCAGACCACUUUGGCGCCCUACGCACCGAGCCCGUCAUCUGGAUUGGCUAUGCUGUGAUUAACAACCCGAACCAGACGCAGCCCCUUCGCAACGAAUCUGGCUGGAGCGAGGCCUUCACCCCCAAAGUCUUUGCCUGCGAGCACCGAGAGACGUUGUACACAGUCAACUUCACCUAUGUCGGCGAGACGCAGAGCACCAAGAUCGUCUCGCACGAGUUUAAAGGCCCCAUCAUCAACACGACUUUUCAGCGCGGCGUCAUGGCCGACGACGGCACGCAGGACAACACGACCGCCACGCCCGAGUCCAACUACAUCUACCCCAAUAACACGGGUCUGUACCGAAAAGUAGCCGCCUACCACUCCCUGGGCGUGAUGCUUCGCAACUUCAUCAACGGCACCAUCACCAUCGCCAACGACGUGACCAACCCAAUCGAGAACACACAGGCCAUCCAGACCAAGGUCCUCGACUCCCUCAACAACUACUUCCCCAACCCUGACCUCGCCGACCAGGUCCAAAAUCUGUAUCAGGACAUCAUCCUUUCGCUCUUCUCCAACCCACAGUUCGUCGAGGUCGUCUGGGCCGCCCAGGCCAACCAGCAGAGCGGCACUGUGCCGCGCGGGGGAGAACCGGAUAACACAUCCGACUAUGAUCAUCCCUGCUUCAUUUUUCGCACGGCCAAUACCUACGCCUACAACAUGCGUGAGCUGUGGAGUGUCUACGCUGUCGCUACGGCUGUCACGCUCGCCAGCGUUGUUGCUGGCGCCUUUGCGAUUCGGGAUAAUGGCGGCGUCACCCGCAACACGCAUUUCUCUAGCGUCGUGGCUGCCACACGGGGGCCUGCGCUCGAGAAAAUCGCAUGGCAGGGCCCGCUGCAGGAUAGAGGGGAUGUCCCGGCCGAGGUCAAGAAGCUGCGGCUUGGGUAUGGCGUGAUG